ACUCACAAACCGCACAUAUACACAUCAAACACACUCAAGCACAUACCACAUUAAUACCAAACGCACAGGCAGGCACACUCAGAAAGAGGGGUAGAUGAACAUCAAUGGAGCAGCAAACACUGAAACGCUGAAAGCCACGGCUGAUCAGCUAACCUGAUCAGACUGGGAAGGACACAAUUCUGCCGAAGUCAGCCUGAAACGUUAACUCUUUCUCAGUCCACAGAUGCUGCCAGACCUGCUGAAUAUUUCCAGCAUUUUGUUUCGAUGAGAAAGAGCCUCUCCUUGCGUGAAGCUGCUUUUCCCGAAGUGAAGGUUUACCGAAUGACAGCUGAAUUGCAAAUGUGCCAUAAAAAGACUGAAAGGGCUGACACAUUUCAGAGAGAGCCGCUGCUUCUGACUGCUGAGAUAUGGAUGAGAGACUCCCUUAAAUCUUGUCACUGUGAAGCUGGGAGUUGGCCAGUUACCAGGACCCGCUUAUAGUGCCAGUCCCAUUCCGGUAAGGCAAAGGCAGUGAGUGGGCGAUCCGACCUCCAGCGGUGACCAGAUGCAGGAUAGUGGACGGGAGACAGGUUUGUGAAAUCGCAUAAGUCCCAAGGGGAGAGGGGGCUGAGAGCUGACAAGACAGAGCUACCUCUUCCAGUGACAUUUGGUCAAAGCGGAUCAGAGCUUGGCGCCUCAUCCAGCACCGGACUGGGGCGGAUUGUGGGGCGGAUUCAGGAUGACGGCUUCUCGGGAGGACGUAGCUGGGACCAUCAACCCUUCUCUAGCCAUCUACAUCGGGAUUGAGGUGCUGAUCGCGGUGGCCUCAGUCCUGGGCAAUGUGCUGGUCUGCUGGGCAGUCAAGAUCAACCGGGCUCUUAGGGACACCACCUUCUGCUUCAUCGUCUCCCUGGCCCUGGCUGACAUCGCCGUGGGCUCUCUGGUUAUCCCUUUGGCCAUCACCAUGAGCAUCGGCCUCCAGAUCCACUUCUAUAGUUGCCUGUUCAUCUCCUGCACCGUGCUGGUCCUCACCCAAAGCUCUAUCCUUGCACUCCUGGCCAUCGCUAUAGAUCGAUACCUCCGAGUCAGGAUACCGACCAGCUACAAGAGUACUGUCACACAGAAACGAGCUGGGACCGCUGUUAUUCUGUGCUGGGUUAUAUCUAUAAUUGUUGGUAUGAUCCCAAUGUUUGGAUGGAACAAUUAUACUGAAGCAACUCAAGAUGGAGUGAACUCGAGUCUCGUGAAUAAUAUAAUUGUGUGCCGAUUUGAGACUGUAAUCAGCAUGGACUACAUGGUCUAUUUCAACUUUUUUGGAUGGGUGCUGCCACCUCUCGUGUUGAUGUUUGUGAUUUAUGUGGAAAUAUUUAAUCUUAUUCGGAAGCACCUGAAUCAAAAGGCAGUGUCAAUCAACAAUGCCGAUCCAAGCAGGUACUAUGGGAAGGAAUUGAAACUUGCCAAGUCACUGGCUCUAGUGUUGCUCUUGUUUGCAAUAUGUUGGCUUCCUCUUCAUAUCAUCAACUGCAUUACACUAUUUUAUUCUUUACAUGACAAACCAAAUGUAGUGAUGUACAUUGCCAUCUUUCUAACCCAUGCAAACUCUGCUGUAAACCCCAUAGUUUAUGCCUUCAAGAUAAACAAGUUCCGAGUGACUUUUCUCCAGAUUUGGAGCCAGUACAUUUGGUGUAAUAAAAAUCACAACUCAAAUAAUUUAAGCAGAGAACAGUCAAGAGCUAUGAGAGAACAGAAGAGUACUUUGUAAUUUAUUUACUUUUUAACCUGAAGCAAUUGGCCUGGAUAAUCAAGUGCAAAAUCAUUAUCAAAGCUGAUUUUGACACAUUGCCAUCGAGCUCAUUAACUCUUAAAAUGCUGUGUGUUGCUAUGGUAAACAUUCAGAGCGAAUCCUCAGCUGUCACCUGACCUCCUAGCAAAGAAUGUUUUAUUUCAGGAUUUGAAUCAUAGUUGACAAAAUCUUUACGAGCCUUUAUUUUUCCACUGUUUUGCUGUUUUUUCUCUCCUUGUCAUGUUUACAUAUUCUCAGAAUUUAACAAAGACACUGACUCAACAACAGGGUGAGCACAGGCCAAGAUACCUGGCUGUCACAGCAACGGAGUUCAGAAACACAGCAGGUGACACACUGCGGAUAGUGGCUUUAGCUUCCACUUCACCAAUCACAUCUACAAGGAAAAGAAUUCCAGCUCCCAAAUAAACAAAUCCUUUGCCAUAGCAACAUCAUUGCUAAAGUGCCAAGAUUCUAUAUUCCAUGUGUACAGUCAACUUUUCUUGAAGGAUUCAUUUAUUUUAACAGACUGGAAUUAAUUCAGAUCAAAAUGCUGAUGUACUUAAAUAGACAAAUUGAAACUGCUGCUUAAGACCGUCGCUGUGCAUCAUUUUAAGGAAUGUGGUGUCCUGACAAUAUGCUUUAUCAGCAAGUGGAUUUUAGAACAUCAUGAGUGUACUUUUGCUGAUACAGGUGGUUCAUUUCGCUGUAUUACUCUGUAAGAUAUAGCCAGCAGGCCUUAUGUUUAGCUGUAAACUAUUGUUGUGGUAGUUUUAAUCAACAUUUUAAUCUUUAGCAGUUCGCUAGAAGACAGAAAUCAUUGUUAUUGACCUAAAAUUUGCACUAAGACAUUGGAAAACAUCAGCUGUGUUGAUUGCCCAUGUUUAUUUCAUGCAACUUAAUACAGAGUUUGGAAAGAGCAGAGUGUAUGUGACGCUCUUCUGUAUUUAACCUGAACAUUUACCUGCAUUCAGAUGCUGUAAGCCAACAGCACAAAUGAAUCAUUUUUAUUUGUAAAUUACAUGCCAUGUAAUGGUCACCAUUGAUACCACUUCACCACUUCAUCAUGCAGGUUAACUCAAUACCAUCAAUGAUUUAUAUGCACAGAGUGGCUCUGAAUGUCUAUCUGAUAUCACUUAUCAUUAUUGUUCAUUCUGAUACUAUUGGUGAUGUGUAUUCAGCUUCCAAUGCCAUCACCAGCUCAUAUUUACCAUGAGUUUUUCCUUGGCAGUAAAUCAUUUUCUUUUUGUUUCAGUUCUUUAUAUAAGCUUCAGGACAGAGAUCUAUCUCAGGCGCUGCAUCUGAUAUACUGGAGCAGUGCCCACUUGAAUGCUAAGUAGGAGCUCUAAAUAUGAUGGCAUCAGUGUUGCUACCAGUAAGAAUUCGAAACAUAAGUUACUUUCAAUGCUACUUUUCACUCAGGCAUUACAGUCUUUAACUGGAGCAGUUUGAUAAAGGAUUGCAUUACCUAUCAAAUGGAGAUUUUUUUUCGCCAUUGGCUUUGGGCCUGCAUGAGCAGGACUAGCUGUUCUUUAGGAGCAACUCUCAGUUCAUUGUAGAAAGUGUGAUGCCAGAUCUUCUCCAUGUCUCCCACCUACUUUGCACUAAUUAUUGUAAUACUCAUCUAGUGUUAACAAAUGACUAUAAUGGUGGAGUCAAUUAAACAGCUUUAUUGCGAUUACUAUGAUUAGUACCAAAGCUCUCAUGCUUCAUGAACUUAUAUCUUUCCCAUGAUUUCGUCAUAACAAAAACAAAAGCAGAUUAUACUUUCCUACUGAUUCAGUGAUUUCUUCACAUGUCAGAUCACUUCUACUUGACAUAAUGUUGCUUUUAAAGCUAGUUGAAAAUUCUUGUUUGCUUUGUAAAAAAAAAUGUUGUUUGCUUUACAUUAUUCAUGAUAAAAUAAAUUGUUUGCUUAAGCCCUACUGGAAGUCCUGCCACCUUAAACUCAUUUGCUGACUCAGUGAUUCCUAUAGGUACUCCUCUAAGCCAUGUUUUACUCCCUCAUCAGUUUCUAAAAAAUAAGUUUAGUUUGUUUUUUAUAUGUUUGACUUUAAACCUGGCCUUGUUACAGAUGACACUAAAUGCUGGGUAUCAAUCGUUUUGAAGCCAUUCAUUAAGAAACUCGGCUCCCUUGAUAAUCCAGUGGAACCAGGAGUAAACCACCCAAAGUGGAAUGUUUUUAGUUUUGAUGCUGAGCCUGUCCUUUGUUGGUUGAUCUCAGCCAGAGCACCAAAAAGACUUCUACACUUGGCUUCAGCACAACAGAGAAGAAAAAUUAGCCAUAGUUUUUGCACGUGCUUAUUACUCAGUGCUUCAUGGUGGAUUGUGGGCAUGGGUGGGUGCUGGGUGAGAGCAAAACUAGACAUGGUUGUGAUCCCGUCCUCAGUGAAAUAAUGUUCCAUUACUCACUGUCUAGACUUCACAUACAACAAAUGACCAUUUGUGUGAGGUACCAGAUCAUUGCUGAUGCCACUGGAGCUAUACCUCAGGGUGACUCACUGCUUUCAGGAAAGGAGCCUGUACCUUUCAGGCAUUUCACAUUGUGCAUCCUUUCCAAGGCUAGGAUAAUGUACUUCACUGUUGCUAAAGGAUUCUUUAGGAAUGUACAUUUGGAGGUUGAGGUGCUUCAUAGAGUGUUCUAAUGAGGAAUUACUUAUUUUAAUACAAGAAUAACAUCCUGAUAACUCUAUGAUUUUGAAUCAAUCAGUUAGCCUGUGCAGUUUAAAAAUAGAUUUAUUACAUAUGUGACCAUAAAUUUCCCAAAUGCACUUUAUUACAAUUAGUAGUACAGAAUGGACACCCCUUUGUAAUUUUGUGAAGCUUAUGAAUAGGGAAGUCAAAAUGAGAAAUGAAAUAAUAAUGUAAUUAUUGUAACAGUAGCUGUUUCUAUUAGCCUGGACUUUAUUAGCAGAACACCUCUUUAGCGAUGUAGAUUCCAACUGAUUUCCAGUAUCUUGAUUCAUUUCAUGAUGGUAACCUGAAAAGUAGACCACUUUCAUUUUAUUUCAACAGUUUAAUAAGUAUCGACUGUAACAACUUUCCAAGUUUCAAAUCGGGUAUUAGCAGAACCUGGGGCUUUGUCAUGUCUGAGACUCUAAUGAAAAAUAAAACUUCCUGUUAACCUAUUUGCCUUUUCAUAUGUGUAUUUAAAACAAGAUGGGCAAGACUCUGGUAGCACCAUUUCUCCAUACAUUUAAAGUCCAUUGAAUUGACAGUUUUGUGGGCAAUGCAGAGGAUGGUUGACUUUGUUCAGGCACCACCAUUGCAUGUGUGAAAAAUGACCAUUUAAUAAAAACCUUUCCUAAAAGAACACUUUGUAUAAAUAUUUCUUCUACUCUAUUCCAGUUUGCUUGGUUUUCUUCUCUGAGUCAAAAAGUAAUUCUGCUAUUUUAUAGGAAAAUUAGUUUUAAAAAAAUGAUUAAUCCAUCAUAUGCAACCUAACUCUAGACCAACUUCAGAUGGCUUUCCUAUUUCUAUUGUACCUCUGGACAUUUAUUCUCAUAUACUUAAUAGAAACCCAAAGCAAUGAUAGUCUUCCAUUGAAAAAAAAGGGCUGUGUAAUAGUGUAAGACAUUAACAGAAUCACAGAGAGUCAUAUGGUGCUACAAUUUAUAAUGAAAGUACUUAACAAAAGGACAGGGAAGUGGUGUAAAUUGUUCAGAUAACAUCUUAUCACAUGUAUUUGUGAAGAGUUGUCUGUGUUUUCACACACACAUCCUUCCUCAUGCUAAUUUAUUGAAUGGGAAUGAUUGGACAGGUUGAGAUUAAUUAAGUAAUAAAUGACUGAAAUUUGGAAAUGCUACUUCGUAGUUGAUUCUGUUAAGUGACAAUGGAAACCAUCAGUAUUCUUAAGGUGGUAAAUGUUUAUGUGUUAUUUAACUUAUGCUUUUGGGGAUACAACAUCUGGAAUCAAAGGGCAUCUGAUGUGGAAAGUAAAAACUAAAUAAUAUGACUGCAGCAGGCCACAGUUGCUUUUAAACUUGGACAUGAAA
Carcharodon carcharias (great white shark) is the source of this 5754-nucleotide messenger RNA. RefSeq names its product adenosine receptor A1-like. Bases 719 to 1741 code for a protein of 340 amino acids. Gene Ontology annotation, biological process: G protein-coupled adenosine receptor signaling pathway. The record is from RefSeq and is a predicted model, not a curated record. Gene Ontology annotation, cellular component: membrane; dendrite; synapse. The transcript is spliced from 2 exons. Gene Ontology annotation, molecular function: G protein-coupled adenosine receptor activity. Lineage: Eukaryota; Metazoa; Chordata; Chondrichthyes; Lamniformes; Lamnidae.